This is a messenger RNA of Pipistrellus kuhlii (Kuhl's pipistrelle), 2866 nucleotides long. It is a transcript of the gene SETD3, whose product is annotated as SET domain containing 3, actin histidine methyltransferase. Bases 168 to 1958 code for a protein of 596 amino acids. Gene Ontology annotation, molecular function: transcription coactivator activity; protein-L-histidine N-tele-methyltransferase activity; histone H3K4 methyltransferase activity. NCBI's taxonomy places the organism in Eukaryota, Metazoa, Chordata, Mammalia, Chiroptera, Vespertilionidae. The transcript has 13 exons. Gene Ontology annotation, biological process: peptidyl-lysine trimethylation; peptidyl-lysine dimethylation; peptidyl-lysine monomethylation. The record is from RefSeq and is a predicted model, not a curated record.
GCGGCGGCGGGGCUGUCUCAAGCUGCCGUCCCGCCCUCCCGUCCGGCUGCCGCUGCCGCCGCCUGUGUCGCCGCCGCUGCCUGGGACCCGGUUGAGGUGGACCGUGGGUUUGGGCCGGAGUGUGGCCCCGGCGCCGCUGCGUGAAGGGGCAAGCGGGCAGUCAGAAAAUGGGUAAGAAGAGUCGAGUAAAAACACAAAAAUCAGGCACUGGUGCUACAGCAAGUGUGUCACCAAAGGAAACCUUGAACCUGACGAGUGAACUGCUGCAGAAAUGCAGCAGCCCUGCUCCAGGCCCAGGGAAGGAGUGGGAAGAAUAUGUGCAGAUCCGGUCUCUAGUGGAGAAAAUACGGAAAAAGCAAAAAGGUCUGUCUGUUACUUUUGAUGGAAAAAGAGAAGAUUACUUUCCUAAUCUAAUGAAAUGGGCCUCUGAAAAUGGAGCUUCGGUUGAGGGUUUUGAAAUGGUUAAUUUCAAAGAAGAGGGCUUUGGUUUGAGAGCAACAAGAGAUAUCAAGGCAGAAGAAUUAUUUUUAUGGGUUCCACGGAAAUUACUAAUGACCGUUGAAUCUGCUAAAAACUCUAUUUUGGGACCCUUAUAUUCUCAAGACCGAAUUCUUCAAGCCAUGGGAAAUAUCGCACUGGCCUUUCACCUGCUGUGUGAGCGCGCCGACCCCAACUCCUUCUGGCAGCCCUACAUUCAGACCCUGCCCAGUGAGUACGACACCCCUCUCUACUUCGAGGAAGACGAAGUCCGGUCUCUGCAGUCCACACAGGCUGUCCACGAUGUCUUCAGCCAGUUCAAGAACACCGCUCGGCAGUACGCCUACUUCUACAAGGUCAUCCAGACCCAUCCUCAUGCCAACAAACUGCCCUUGAAGGAUUCUUUCACUUACGAGGACUACAGGUGGGCAGUCUCUUCUGUGAUGACACGACAAAACCAGAUUCCCACGGAGGACGGUUCCCGGGUGACCCUGGCUCUCAUUCCUCUGUGGGACAUGUGCAAUCACACCAAUGGCCUGAUCACCACUGGGUACAACCUGGAGGACGACCGCUGUGAGUGUGUGGCUCUGCAGGACUUCCGGGCUGGAGAACAGAUUUACAUUUUUUAUGGCACUCGGUCAAAUGCAGAGUUUGUGAUCCACAGUGGUUUUUUCUUUGACAAUAAUUCACACGACAGAGUGAAAAUAAAGCUUGGAGUGAGUAAAAGUGACAGGCUCUACGCGAUGAAGGCCGAGGUGUUGGCCCGCGCCGGCAUCCCCACGUCCAGCGUGUUCGCCCUGCACUUCACGGAGCCGCCCAUCUCUGCCCAGCUGCUGGCUUUUCUCCGGGUGUUCUGCAUGAGCGAAGAAGAACUGAAGGAACAUUUGCUAGGAGAUAAUGCUAUCGACAAAAUUUUCACCUUGGGUAAUUCGGAGUACCCUGUGAGCUGGGACAACGAGGUCAAACUCUGGACAUUUCUUGAAGAUCGAGCCUCACUUCUUUUAAAAACAUAUAAGACAACCAGUGAGGAAGACAAGUCCUUCUUGAAAAACCAUGACCUUUCUGUUCGUGCAAGAAUGGCCAUCAAGUUGCGCUUGGGUGAAAAAGAGAUUUUGGAAAAGGCAGUGAAGAGUGCAGCUGCCAACCGGGAGUAUUACCGCAAGCAAAUGGAGGAGGGGGCGCCGCUGCCCAAGUAUGAGGAGAGUAACCCAGGGCUGCUGGAGGGCGGUGGGGCGGACUCGAGGCUGCCGCUGGUCCUGCGCAGCCUGGAGGAGGAGGCUGGCGUGCAGGAGGCCCUCACCCUCUCCGAGGUGGUCAGCCGAGCAAAGGCUGCGGAAAACGGGCCCAUGAGUGGCCAGAACUCUAUUCCCAACGGGACCAGGUUAGAAAAGGAAAGUUUAGAUCCAGAGGAAAGGAAAAGAGCGACCGAAGACGCCAAAGAGCCCUUGGAGAGCCCCGAGGGAGUCGGUGAGCAGCUCUGAGGGCGCUCUGCCUGAGCUCGUUCGGGUUACGGACAGUCCCUGGCAUCGCUGUGCUCCCUGGUUUCACGUUUUUGUUGUGGUUUUUUUUCUUUUCUUUUCUUUUCUGCAGAGAGGAAAGUGUUUUUGCUGCUUUAUAUAAAAAUAAUUUUUUAAGUUAUUUAAAAAAUCUAGCUUCCCCUUUUGAUUAAGAUUGCCAUCUUGCUUUUAGGCAAAAACAAGUUAUCAAACCAUGACAGCAAAGGGGGCAGAGAGGAGCGUGGAAGAUGGUGCAGAGCCAUUGUGGGCAAAGUGUUUUCUUCCUGGGGAAGAAUUAGCUCCUCUCUCAGCUGUGCUUUUGUGGGCCUGUCAUCGUGACAGCCAGAAUGAAGGCGCUCUGCCUCCUGCCAAACGGGACAGGUUGGGGGCUGGGGGCUCCGUGCGGGAAGGGGGUGCAGUUGUACAGCCAAGAACGGGCUUGAGGUUUGGAAACUUGUCUGUGCAGAAUCUUUUUUCCCCUAAAAAUGUAACACUCCAUUACCAAAAGAGGAAGUAAGGUGGCAACCUUAUUUUUUAUUAGUUUUAAAUGUUGAGGAUAACCCUAAUUAUAUAAUUACACACACACACCUAGUGAUUUCUAAAGAUUUGUUUACUUUUUGUGUUUUGUUUACUGUAUUAAGAAUGUGUCCUUUCUCCUUGAAUCAACGUAGGACAUGCAUCAUUCCUAGUUUCAAAUGUUGGCCCUGCGCUUAAAGUGAUGCAUUUGAUUUCCAGUGCUGGGAGCGGAGUUUGCAGACCCAGCGGCCAUGUUUUCCGCGCCCAGGUUCAGAGUGAAGUGGCUUCCUGGCGCUUCUGGUUUUCACAACAAGCUAGAGAUUUUCAAAGCUACACUUUUGAGUAAAAAGCCUUUAUUAAAAGGAAAAUGUGAUUAA